UCGACUACACAGACCAAAUCAGGAUCGAAACAUCAUUCAUCACAAAUGUACUCAUUUUUCUCUCAAAAUCCUCUUAAAUUACAUUGCCAUGGUAAUGGUAGUAUUUUGUACACAGUCACAAAUUUAAUACAAAAGACUUGCUUCUCUCAAAUAUCUUUUCUCUUCAACCAAAUAAAGUAAAUAAUUCCAUAUCCUAUCAUUCUUAUCGAACAUAAGGAUGUGCAAAGACACUUGCAAAUGCACAUAUGAAUGUGCCAACAUCAAGAAGAAUAAACAAACCAAUGAGGCAUUCAUAAAAAUAUGUGGGAGCCUUUUUUUCCAUUACAUAUAUCAGCUUGUGUUGAUCAUAAACCAAGACUUGAUGGUGAUCAUAAACUAAGGAGGCAUUUCAUAUGAAUGUGCAAAGACACCAAAUGCACAUAUUCUCUUUUUAUCUGUCUCACCAUUAUAUAUAUAUAUAUAUAUAUAUGAAGAGUGCUAAAGUCAACAAAUUAGCAGUCUUCAUGAGUUAUUGUUCAGAGUCUUGUUGCUGGGACCAGUUCUCAUCUCAGGAACAUCUUUCCUGGCCAGGCCAAAUAUGGGAGAGAGGUUACGCUUGGCAGUAGGAGUCAUGGGGAAUGCUGCUUCUUUGUUACUCUAUACGGCUCCCAUAUUAACUUUUUCAAGAGUCAUAAGGAAGAAAAGCACGGAGGGGUAUUCUUGUGUUCCUUGUGUUAUUGCACUAUUAAACUGCCUUCUCUAUAAUUGGUAUGGAUUGCCAGUUGUAAGCAAGAGGUGGGAAAACUUUCCUGUAAUUUCCAUCAAUGGCCUAGGGAUCCUUCUCGAACUCUCCUUCAUAGUCAUAUACUUAUGGUUCGCUUCAGCUAGAGGAAAGAUGAAGGUAGCUGUGACAGUGACACCUGUUAUCAUAGUCUAUCAUCGAAAGCUAUUUGUUCGGAGUGUAGGACUAGUAGCUUCUGUAGCAAUGUACGGUUCUCCACUGGUGGUAGUGAAGCAAGUCAUACUUACAAGGAGCGUGGAGUUCAUGCCGUUCUACUUAUCUUUUUUCUCAUUCCUUGCUAGUUCACUUUGGAUGGCUUAUGGACUACUGAGUCAUGAUCUGUUUCUCGCAGCCCCAAAUCUGGUUGGUAGUCCUUUAGGUAUCCUUCAACUCAUGCUCUACUGCAAGUACAGGAAACGAGGAAUUAUGGAAGAACCUAACAAAUGGGAUUUGGAAAAGAAUGAUGAGAGAUCCAAACAGCUUCAGCUUACAAUUGAUGAGGAAAAAUUUGGAAAAACCAACUGUGAUCUUAUUAGGUUCAAAACAUGCAUCAAUGCAUGCAUGCAUAUGAGCAUACUUAUGUAUCUAAAGGCAUGCACAUAUAUAUUUUGCCAUUUCAGCAAUGUUUUGUGUCAUUCCAAGGGGUUGGUUUGUGACUGGCAGUACUUAAUUUCACAAAGCAAUAAAUUUCAAUGAACCUGGAAAGAGGAGAAACAGCCUCAGCUCUAGAAGGGAAUCUUUGUUGUAAUGCAAUUCUUACGAGACAUGAAGCAUGCUAAUUGAGCAAUGUCAUUAAAAUUAAAAAAAGAAUGAGGGAAGAAAAAGAAACAGCAUCUUGCACUGAGUGGCUCUGCUCAAUCUUAAGUGUAAAACAUAAAAUAAUGGCAUUACAUAAAUUCUUGAAAUUAAACUACGCAUGCAACAAAAACUAUCAAUUUAUUGUUUCGGUAACAAAUAAGCAGAAAGGGGAGAAAAUGCACUACUUGGAAAAUAAAACUCUAUAAAUUCCACGCCCAUCUUCUGUCUGUCCAAAUGCCUCUUUACCAACUCAAUCUAAUCACUUGUUUCUCCUACGAAACAAAACAAAUUGGAAAAAGAUAAUGUUUUUUCCGGCUUAUGUAUCUACUCAGCCACCUAAGCUCAGUAGAACCACCCUUUGUCAAUAAAGGAACCAAAAAGAAUCUUUUUAAUGAUUCAUUAGAGCAUUUAUAUAAGCUCUGGAUGGAUAACUUCCUUUCUCUUCCUCAAACUAAACUUUUGGAGUUACACUAUUCACCUAGGGAAAGGAGAAAAGUGGCAAAGAGUCAUUUCUUCCAUUUUGGGGGGGGGGGGG
Molecule: messenger RNA, 2093 nt
Organism: Juglans regia (Persian walnut)
Lineage: Eukaryota; Viridiplantae; Streptophyta; Magnoliopsida; Fagales; Juglandaceae
Product: bidirectional sugar transporter SWEET3-like
Exons: 6
Coding region: 578-1456 (292 amino acids)
Biological process (GO): carbohydrate transport
Cellular component (GO): membrane
Molecular function (GO): sugar transmembrane transporter activity
Source: RefSeq, a predicted model, not a curated record